GAGAAAAACAAAGUGCUGGCAAAAAAGAGGUUACGGGUUCCCACUCAGAAAAUGAAGGACCUGAGCUCCCCUCCCCUAAAUGAGAAAUCUGGGUGUGUUGCAUUUGUCAGAUGGGAGGAUGGUUAUACUGGCAAAAUCUUUAAAGGAUCUGACAUUUUGGCAAGAGAUGAGGCUCCUGUGCAGCUGCAAGAUCUUAGAUCAGGAGACCCUGUUUUAGCAAAGUGGUCAGAUGGUAAAUUUUAUAAGGCCACUAUUGAAUAUGUUUCAGGGGAAGAUCAGGCUAAGCUGCCAAAAGGCCACCCAACUCCACAGGAGUCCUUUUUAAAUAUGUUAAAAGGCGAUGAGCCAUCAGACAUAACGUCAGGGUCUGACACCAUUAUAAUAGAUAGGAGCCCACUGUCUGAGCAUGGCGAGAAAAUCCCAUCGCUGAAUCCAUCACCUGACGGGGGACAUGCAACAGGCCGCAACACAGCUGGACCACCACCCUAUGGCUCUGCCAAAGGGGGGACCAUUGGUCCAUCACUCUACAGAGGCAAUACACCCAGCCCAUCACCGUACAGCCUCAACACCUCUGGUCCAUCACCCGGUGGAGGCCAUACACCCAGCCCAUCACCGUACAGCCUCAACACAUCUGGUCCAUCACCUGGUGGAGGCCAUGCAGCCAGCCCAUCAGCGUACAGCCUUAACACCAUUGGUCCAUCACCCUACAGAGGCCACACACCCAGCCCAUCACCAUACAGCCUCAACACCUCUGGUCCAUCACCUGGUGGAGGCCACACACCCAGUCCAUCACUGUAUGACCUUAACACCUCUGGUCCAUCACCUGGCGGAGGCCAUACACCCAGUCCAUCACUGUAUGACCUCAACACCUCUGGUCCAUCACCUGGUGGAGGCCAUACACCCAGCCCAUCACCGUACAGCCUCAACACCUCUGGUCCAUCACCUGGUGGAGGCCAUACACCCAGCCCAUCACUGUACAGCCUCAACACCUCUGGUCCAUCACCUGGUGGAGGCCAUACACCCAGCCCAUCACCGUACAGCCUCAACACCUCUGGUCCAUCACCUGGUGGAGGCCAUACACCCAGCCCAUCACUGUACAGCCUCAACACCUCUGGUCCAUCACCUGGCAGAGGCCAUGCAGCCCGCCCGCAAGAAAAUGCAUGGACACCAUGUCAGGAUUGUAAGGGGGAAUUUGAAAGAAUCCUACAGGAAAAGAGAAGGAUCGAUGAAGUCAUCUCGAGAAUAGAUCCAGGCCAGGUCAGAGAGCUUCAGACUCUCUGCGACUUAAUUGGAGAGAGGCAUUGUGGCAGCCCAGCUUCACCAUCAGGCCAGCAGGAGCUGUUUCCUGGGAGCGGCAUAUUCAUCUCAUCAUUCCGCCUGGCUGCCAUGAAUCACGCAUCAAAACCAAAUUGCAUGCGUCUGUUUCAUGCACUUUUUGAUCAUUUCUUCACUGUUGAGGAGUGUCAAAAUGCAGUGCCCUUUGGUCGUCCUGGCAACAACCCCUCAGGAAAGCAAGGAAAGCAGGUCCUUGACCGUAAAAAAGUUGACGGAAUCCUAACUUAUGUCCUGAGAUGUGCAACUCUACCGGACUGGGAACCAAUUGAGGAGGCCAAGCUCAAGAAAGCCUUUGUGAACAAAUGUAGGGCCAGAGCAGGCUCCAAGGAGUAGGCCACUGAUAUAGCCUGUCCUAUGUGGACCGCUAUCUCUCUCUCUCUCUACCCCUUCUUUUAUUUGUCUUAUUCAUUUUCAUGGUAAUAUGUUAAAGGAAUAGUCUAUACUUUUUCCGUAUUAAACUAUGUUAUUACCUUAACUAAGAAGAGUUGA
Messenger RNA from Paramisgurnus dabryanus, 1824 nucleotides. The record is from RefSeq and is a predicted model, not a curated record. Lineage: Eukaryota; Metazoa; Chordata; Actinopteri; Cypriniformes; Cobitidae.